AUGGAACCAAUUGAUGAAAUUUUAACAACGACUCAGGCGUCCUUUGCAAGGGUAACAUAUACAACUCCGUAUACGACGCUAUAUUCGCUCUCGCCAUCGGCAAGCGCGCAGGCCGUGGUUGGGGAGACGGCGAACUUACCUUGCCGAGCCUACGGAGUGAACUCUUAUGACAGCAGAAUCAGCUGGGAAAAGGUGAGAAAAUCAAUCUGAAAGGAUGAAAAAAUUGAAACAAAAAAAAGAAAUGCUAAUUUAGCUUGAUGACGUCAUGCCGUCCCAAUUCCGAAUCAGCGACACCUCGCUUCUCAUUCCGAAGGUCAAGAAAGCGGACGCCGGAACAUAUCGGUGUAUUGUUGACACUGUUGAUGGACAAAAUCAUCUCGCAAUUGCCGAACUGAUUGUCGGCGAUUAUAUUCCGACUUUCGAUGGAAGUCGAAUAAUUGAGAUCACUCCAUUGACGCACGAGCAGUGGCAGCGGCUCGACCUUGAGGUUUCAUUCCGGCCCUCGAAAGAGAAUGGAGUCAUAUACCAUGCAGAAAGACAUGUUCAUAGCAGCGAACCUCAACUCUUCCACAACAUUGCGAUGAGGAAAGGGCAUGUUGUCUACACAUUUGACAUUGGAAGUGGAGUUAGUCGUGUUCAAAGUCCAGUUUCAAUCAAGAUGGGGGAAUGGUCAAAGGUUAGGAUUCGGAAUGACGAUAAAAAAGGUAUGGCUAAAGACGAAAAAAUUGCCAUAAACUAAAUAAUAACACAAUUUUUAGUGUCGCUAAACGUCAACCAGCAGACUAGUGGUCACUCCCGAAACGCCCCAUUGCCCAACAUUAAGGAAACAAACGAUGGAACAGUAUACCUCGGUGGGAUACCCGAAUACUCAGGGCACUACGAUCAACUCAAGAGGCCCGAUAAUUUUGCGGGUUCGUAUUUGAAACCAUACGUAAACCAUAUAAGAUUUGCAAAGAUUUCUGAAAUAUGACAUGCAUUUUCAGGUUCAAUCUCCAAACUAGUUGUUAAUGGGAAGUCGAUAGACAUCGGAGAAAGCGCAACAUCCCCGCCAGAGGUUAUUCUUCAACUUUCAACCAAUGAAUGUUUCGAGAACCCUUGCCAAAAUGCAGCUCAAUGCAGCCCAGCUCAUGAACUUGAAGGAUUUCGUUGUCAAUGCGAACCUGAGUUCACUGGAGAGUUGUGCCAAUUCCGGACGGCAGUCUGUGCUAACAGAGGUAAGGCUGAGUCCACAUACCUUUAUGACUUUUGCUUGCUUUCAAGCCAAUUGCUCAAAAUUUCAGAAGUCUGUCAGCACGGCGUUUGCGUUGACGCUGAUUGGGGAGAAUAUCGAUGUGUUUGUCCGUACGGUCGCUUCGGAAAGUAUUGCGAGCAUUUGAAAACCGAUCUCCCCCUCAUAACAUACGAUAAGAUGGGAAGAGCGAGGCAAGGAGUGAAGUUCAACGGGAAAACAUCUUUUAUCAGCAUUCCUGCGCCGCAAAGUAGUCGGCAUUUUCGAGUAGGUUGACGGGAAGCUCGAAAAUUUUCAUUUUCAGUUGUCUUUCGACAUCUUACCGAAGAACGUGAAGAGUCCUCAGCUCUUGGCUUACGUGGCAUCAAGUUAUAACUCCAAAAAGGCGGACUACAUGGCGCUAGUAGUUCAAAACGAAGCCCUUUAUGGGCUUUACCACACCAGUCAAGGUACCGAAAGAAUCCAAAGUUACGGUCGUAUUCAACCCAAUAAGACGCAUGAGAUCGGGUUUUUACAUUCCGGUUCAACCCUUGAAUUACUGGUUGACGGCCGCAGAACCAUGCAGACAUUACAUUCUCCAGUGUUUUCCACUGGAACUGCUCUUUAUAUCGGUGGAUUGGCUCCUGGAAUGUCUCCAAUUGAAGAACUAGACAGCUAUGGCUACUUUGAGGGUUGUUUAAGCUCGAUUCGAGUAAAUAGGCAACUAAUUGAAGUGGAUUCUACAAGAGAUGUGAAAUCUGGAGAUUUAGGCGAAUGCAGUUUGAAUACUGAGGAAGUGUUGGUGACAAGCUCGCCAGGUGUUGUAAGGCCCAUUUAUAUUCCACCGUCUCGGCCCGGGAAUGAAUAUUUGACGGUAAGGUUCCGUUUGUAAUAGAAAAAUACAUGUUCGAUACAGUCUUUCAUACCAAAAAGGGUAUUUUUAUUUUGUCAAAACUGCGUUGAAUAUCUUACAAUUUCAGCCUGGCGAAUCCCAACCAAAUAGCGAGCAUUACCAGGAAAGUGUCACGAUGAAACCAGACAGGACACUGGAGCCAAUGGCCAUAACGCAUCUUAUGGGCUCUGAGGACGAAAGAAUUCCGCGUGUGACUGAACUACCCACAACAACAAUGGAAGCACCAAAGGAAAAAACAACCAUUGAGAAGACAACUGAAACGACUUCAACGUCUGCCAUAUUAGCUACUACUCCUUCGACCACGACAACAAGCACAACUUCUACGACGCCGGCUGCGACAACCACAAUCACAAUAGAAGAAGCAACAACACGACAAACACUGCAAUAUGACUGGACUCCACCGCCAACAACCAUUGAACAAAGUCCAACUGCGACAACGCUGACCCCGAUUUCAGAAGAGCCUACAACGACAGAAGGGAGUAUCUGGUGGGUAAAUGAGGCUCCUGCUGCCACCACUACUCAAUUUCCGAGCACUGAGCCGCCAACGAAUCCAUCGACAACAAUCCAUGUGAUUACCAAAGAUCAGCCAUUGUAUACUACAGUAAUCCAGCCAAAAACUACAACAACUACCGCAGAAUAUCCCACAAAAUCCUCAACGAUUUCCACGGCACCACAUUCAGUUUUGCCGUCAUCAUACACAUCUCCGCCAACCCAUCAUGUACUACCUCCAGAUCAGACAGCACCUCCGCCAACUUCAAACCCGUACUUAACACAUUCUCAGAAUCUAGAAACCACCAGAUAUACCGAAUUGAUCUCGACGGAUCUGCAACUAACCCCAACAUAUCAGGCAAAACCAACGAUGGUGUCAUAUGAAGAAGAGGAUCUUGUUUCCACAGAUAUAAUUAGACCAACCGUAGAACGAUUAGAUGAAGUUAGAACAGGACUUUGCGAAGACGCGGACUGUGGAGAGCAUGGGAUUUGCGAAGCGGUGAAUACGACUCAUGUUGCAUGUGCAUGCAGAGAUUAUUACGUCGGACCGAACUGUGAUCAAUGUAAGUUUAAGGGUUGGGUAAAACGUCUCGCUCCUUAAAAAAUGACCACAUAAUUUUACAUGGCCCACGAUAAUACAUAUUAUAUUGCUUCUCAUGUUUUCAGUCAAGCCGAUCGAAUAUGCCGCCCGCUUCGAAGGCAAUGCUUUUAUUGUCUUCUCCGUCGAUGACUUCCCCCAUUUGACGUCCGAAAAGCGCGAAAUAAUCGAGUUCCGUUUCCGGACGACGGCCGAAUACGGUCUUAUGCUAUGGCAAGGGCAAAGCUUGGACAACAGCAUCGUCGGAGAGGAUUAUGUUUCGAUCGGGCUGAAUGACGGAUUCUUGGUCUUUUCGUACGAACUGGGGGGCGGUGCCGCUCAAAUCACGAGCGAAAUGCCUGUCAACGACGGGAAAGAGCAUUAUUUGAGAGUGGAGAGGAGAGGGCGAAACGGAUCGCUCAUCAUCGACAAUCAAGAGCCAGUGGAAGGGAGGAGUAGUGGAAUUUUGGCCAUGUUGAAUGUCGAGGGCAAUAUUUAUAUCGGUAAGAUAUGUAGUAUGUUUUAAAGAUGAUUAGACUGUAUUUUCCCCAAAUCGAAAGGAAGCUUCUAGUUUUAUUUCUUUCUUUUUUUUAAUGCUUACUUUUCAGGUGGUCUUCCUGACUUGGCCACAAUGACCGCCGGCCUGCAUUCCCACAAUUUUGUGGGCUGUAUUGCGGACCUGCGGUUGAACGAGGACCCCUUGGAUUUAAUGGGAAAUGCCAUCGACGGCCGAAACGUGAAACCGUGCGAAGGAUGGACCCGAAAGCGAAAAUGGCUGCAGCAAAAAUAUCGCCGUUUCCUGCGGCAUGGAUAA
Molecule: messenger RNA, 4000 nt
Organism: Bursaphelenchus xylophilus (pine wood nematode)
Lineage: Eukaryota; Metazoa; Nematoda; Chromadorea; Rhabditida; Aphelenchoididae
Source: the annotation of a GenBank genome assembly